UCAUCCUCGUCCCCUUUGUCACCCUCACCCUUAACCUCGCCCUCGUCCCCUUUGUCACCCUCACCCUUAACCUCGCCCUCGUCCCAUUCCUCAUCCCUGCUUGGCACCCGGCAGCCCCUCCGCAAGGGGGCUUCUUGCACUUCCUGCUGCUGGUAGCUCCAAGCAGGGCCAUGCCGUGGCUUCUCAGCAAGAAGCGACGGCAGUCACCAUCCAGCACCACCAGUGGGCAGCCCUGGGCUGCCACCAGCUCCACCAGCGCCUCCGAGCUCAGGGAGGAGGGGCUGGGCAGGCUGCACCGCGCGGCCGCCCGCGGCGACCUGGCCUGGCUGAGGCGCUGGCGCUGGUAUGUGAAGGUAGUCGGCAUCGACAGGCGAGACCAGGAGAUGCGGACACCUCUGCAUCUCGCUUCGGCAAAUGGCCAUGCAGAUGUCCUUAGAUAUCUGCUAAGAAAGAACAGCCAGCCGAAUCUCGCUGACAACUUGAAGAGAACGGCACUGAUGAAGGCAGUACAGCAGGAGCAGGAAGAAUGUGUUGCUAUUCUGCUGGAACACGGUGCCGACCCGAAUCUGGCAGACGCUGGCGGCAACACUGCCCUUCACCUGGCUGUCCUAUCUAAAAAUACAGCUGUAGCAGGGCUGUUACUCGAGCAUAAUGCCAAUAGUGAUGCUCAGAACCAGAUGGGAUUUACUCCCUUAAAACUUGCAGCCCUCCUACAGCAUGAGGAGAUUCUGGAGUGCCUUCUGAAAAAAGCAGCUGACAGGCAUGCUCAAGCCCAAUGUGAAAGGACUGCUUUUGUGGUUACUGGAACCCAUGAGGCUCACCUGGAGGAAGAUAAUCUGCGCUUGCAGGAGGAGUUGGACAGGGCUGACACGGAGCUGCGGGAGGAGGAAGAAAAGCAUCUUCAGUCUGAGCACUGCGUUCGUGACUUGAAGACUGCCUUGGAUGAUAAAGAAAGAGAAGCAAUAACUUCUUCCCCAAAACUGCAGGACCUCCUGUUGCCAUCUUCCGAGACUAAUACCACUCUAAAACAACUGGAAGAACACGUGCAACAGUAAGAGAGUAACCCAGUGAAGCGAGGUGUCUGUCGCUUUGGGGGAUUGGGUGGAAACAACGGGACAGUCAGUUGGAUUUUGAAGGACACUUCUGCUGUGGAUUCUGUUACUUAGCACAGUUUGUCUGGAACUGGAUUUUCUGGUAAUAAGACCCGUAUUUGUUUUUAAGCCUUGAAAUUCAAAAGACCCGAGUGGAAGCCACUGUCCAGCAACAAAGCCAUAGGAUUGAAGCCCUUCAGAGAGACCUGCAAGCCUCUGCCUCAGUUGGUGAACUUUCCCAGCAGCUGGACAUGGAGCCUAAAACAGGCAUGCAGCUAGAGGACCAAAACCAGACUUUGCAAGAAGAGCUGUCCACUCUGCGUGGGAAGUAUGAAAAACUGGAGGAGAGCAAAUGCCAGCUG
This is a messenger RNA of Pseudopipra pipra, 1453 nucleotides long. RefSeq names its product ankyrin repeat domain-containing protein 7-like. NCBI's taxonomy places the organism in Eukaryota, Metazoa, Chordata, Aves, Passeriformes, Pipridae. The transcript is spliced from 7 exons. Gene Ontology annotation, molecular function: protein binding. The record is from RefSeq and is a predicted model, not a curated record. The coding region runs from base 171 to 1055 and encodes 294 amino acids.